Molecule: messenger RNA, 3063 nt
Organism: Brassica napus (rape)
Lineage: Eukaryota; Viridiplantae; Streptophyta; Magnoliopsida; Brassicales; Brassicaceae
Product: myrosinase-binding protein 2-like
Exons: 6
Coding region: 118-2904 (928 amino acids)
Biological process (GO): nitrile biosynthetic process
Cellular component (GO): nucleus; cytosol
Molecular function (GO): enzyme regulator activity; protein binding; carbohydrate binding
Source: RefSeq, a predicted model, not a curated record
CAGGUCUCUCUCUCUAUAUAUAUAUGUCUCUCUCUCUAUGUUAGCAGAAGUUCGUCACAGACUCACAGUUUUCCAGCUUUUAUAAUCCCAUAUCACUCUAGAGGUUUUCGUUACAAGAUGGGCACAAUGUCUGAAAGAGUGGGAGCGAUGGGUGGCAACAUGGGCAUCCCAUUUGACGAUGGUGUUUUCGAUGGCGUGGGGAAAAUAAUUGUCGGAAAAGACUGGGACUGUGUUUCUUAUAUGAAGAUUGAGUACGAAAAUAGUGACGGAAAUUUUGAAACCCGUGAACAUGGAACGAUUCGCGGGGGACUUCAAGAGUUCACGGUGGAUUAUCCGAGUGAAUAUAUCACAUCCGUUGGUGGAAGGUACGAACACGUUCCGAGAUAUGGAACCGUGCUUAUUAGAUCGUUAAUCUUCAAAACCUCCGGUGGAAGGACCUCUCCGAUACUCGGCUAUACGACAUCAUUUGGACAUCCAGCUGGGAGAGAAUUCAUGCUGGAGGGUAAAAAUGGUGGAAGGCUUCUAGGUUUCCAUGGACGUUCUGGUCAAGCUCUUGAUGCCAUUGGACCUCACUUCUUCGCUGUGAACUCUCCUCUUAAGCACUUUAACCGCGAAGGUGGGAAUGGAGGUAGUGCUUGGGAUGAUGGCGCUUUCGAUGGUGUUAGAAGAAUACUCGUUGGACUAGGUGGAAGGUUUAUAAGUUUUCUCAGGUUUGAGUAUGCAAAAGGCCAAAGAAUGGUGCCACAUGCUCAUGGGAAGAGGCAAGAGGUUCCACAGGAGUUUGUGGUGGAUCAUCCUAAUGAACAUAUUACGAUAGUGGAGGGAACCAUCGAUGGCUACCUUACAUCGCUUAGGUUUAAAACAUCAAAAGGAAGAACCUCCCCUGCUUUUGGCAAUGUGGUUGGCAGAAAAUUUGUGUUUGAGGAAAAAAAAUUCAAGCUUAUCGGGUUUUCUGGUCGGUCUGGUGAUGUUAUUGAUGCUCUUGGUGCACACUUUGGCCCUUAUCCAGCUCCUACCCCAGCUCCUACUCCAUCUUCCGCUACCUCAAAGAUGGGACCGCUUGGUGGUAACAAGGGAAAUACAUUCGACGAUGGUAUUUUGGACGGUGUGAAAAAAAUAACCAUUGGAGCAGAUGAAUACAGUAUAACUUUUAUCAAGAUCGAAUACGAAAAGAAAGGAAAAGUCGAAAUCCGUGAACACGGGACGAAGCGCGGAGAACUAAAACAGUUUUUUGUGGAUUAUCCGAAUGAAUAUAUCACAGCUGUUGGUGGAAGCUACAAGCAUAUUUUCAACUACGAUACAACGCUUGUUAAAUCACUCUACUUUACAACUUCUAAAGGCUUUACUUCUCCAUUGUUCGGGGAGAUGAUGGGAACAGAAUUCGAGUUCAAAGGCGAAAAUGAAGGAAAGCUUGUUGGAUUCCAUGGACGUGGUGGUUAUGCUAUUGAUGCCAUCGGUGCACAUUUUGCUCAAGCUACAACCUCUUCUUCAUCUUCUCUCAUCAAAAUGGAAGCUGUAGGAGGAAAGGGUGAAGAAACAUUCGACGAUGGUUCUUUUGAUCAUGUAAGAAAAGUUUCUGUUGGUCAAGGAAAUUCCCAUAUAUCAUAUAUCAAGUUCGAAUACGAAAAAGACGGCAGAAGAAUAACACAUGAGCACGGACAAAGGACAUCUCGAGGAACCGAGAUAUUCGAGGUUGGUCAAGACGAUGGCAUCACAUCUGUGAAAGCUUACUACGAAAAACUCGAUGGCUCGAAGACAGAAACUAUAACGCAUCUUGCAUUCAAGACUCUGAAGGGCAUAAACUCUCAGCCGUUUGGAAAGACCCCUGUUAUUGUAAAUGAUCGUACCAAAUUGUCCUUGCUCGAAGGUGGCAAAAUCACUGGUUUUCAUGGUAGUUCAAGCGACGUUCUACAUUCUAUCGGAACUUAUAUUUCAGUUUCUCCUCGGACGAUGUUGCAUGGCAAGUGGAUCAAGGUGGAGCAAAAAGGCAGGACUCCUGGACCAAGAUGCUCUCACGAUAUAGCUAUGGUUGGAAACAAAAUGUUCGCUUUCGGAGGAGAGUUAAAGCCAAAUUUUCACAUUGAUCGACACCUCUACUUUUUCGAUUUAAAAAAUCACAGAUGGUCGAUCGCUGAUCCAAACGGUGACGUUCCGGAGCUCCCAUGCUUAGGCGUUAGAAUGGUAGCCAUCGGCACUACACUCUAUGUCUUUGGUGGCCGCGACGGCUUCCGUAAUUACAACGGCUUCUACUCUUAUGACACGGUUAAAAGGAGCUGGAAACUCAUAACUCACGUUAAUAAAGGACCUGCACCGCGUAGCUUCCACUCGAUGGCUGCUGAUGACAAAAACGUUUACGUAUUCGGUGGAGUGAGUAUUAAGGAACGUGUCAACACACUUCAUGCUUACAACAUCAUUGAUCAGAAGUGGAUUGAAUUUCCGAAUCCAGGAGAGUCUUGCAAAGCUAGAGGUGGAGCGGGACUCGCCGUUGUGAAAGGAAAGAUUUGGGUUGUGUAUGGGUUUAUUGGGGAAGAAGUAGAAGAUGUCCAUUGCUUUGAUCCAGUUGAAAGUAAGUGGACUAAAGUGGAAACACGGGGAGAAAAGCCGUGGGCGAGAAGUGUCUUUGCGCUGGCAGUUGUAGGGAAAUAUAUAAUAAUAUCUGGAGGGGAGAUUGAGAUGGACCCAAAGGCUCAUUUGGGUCCGGGGUCAUUGACCGGUGGGGCUUUUGUGUUGGACACUGAGACUUUGUUGUGGGAGAAACUUGAGGAAGGUCACAGCCCUCGUGGAUGGAUCGCAUCCACGACUGCGUCCAUCGAUGGGAAAAAGGGGCUGUUGAUGUAUGGAGGGAAGGCUCCAACCAAUGGUCGUUAUGAGGACAUCUAUUUCUAUGGCGUUAACUCUGCAUAAGACCGCUCGUGUUGGUGAGUUUGGUGCAUCAUGGGGAGGGUCUCGUUUGCGACUUGUGAGACAAGAGAGUUACGAACUACUACUACUGCUCGUGUGUUUAAUAAUGUCAUUUUCUGUGUGUUUGGUUUGUAUGAUGAAUAAGAGCAUAAUUGCGAUUUC